This is a messenger RNA of Uranotaenia lowii, 2177 nucleotides long. Its product is annotated as pyrethroid hydrolase Ces2a. The transcript is spliced from 2 exons. The record is from RefSeq and is a predicted model, not a curated record. Gene Ontology annotation, molecular function: neurexin family protein binding; signaling receptor activity. The coding region runs from base 181 to 2100 and encodes 639 amino acids. NCBI's taxonomy places the organism in Eukaryota, Metazoa, Arthropoda, Insecta, Diptera, Culicidae. Gene Ontology annotation, biological process: chemical synaptic transmission; neuron cell-cell adhesion; postsynaptic membrane assembly. Gene Ontology annotation, cellular component: cell surface; synapse; postsynaptic membrane.
AAGGGCGACAGCAUCAGUUCAGUUUUUCGCUGCCGUUGACAUCUUUUGGAUGUUUGGCGGAAAAGGAGAAAACGACGGAAUAAGAACAGAUCCUUGAUUAACGAGAGCCCAACCAGGUCUAUAUUUGAGUCGUAUGUGCGGGGAGGGAGACCGGAAAGAAAGAAAAGGACAUCCCGAACCAUGUGUCGCCGACGAUUGUUGAUUAUUUCGGUCGGUUUAUUGCUACUGCUGACGGUGGUCAUAAAGCGGUCCGAGGCCAUCGUUGGAGGGAAUCAGGCGGCGCCACCGCCAGUCGAUGAUCCGGUUGUGUUUGUGCGUUUUGUGGGAAAAUCGGCCCGAGUCGAGGGAACGAGAAAUCGCCAAACGGGCCUUUACGCGUUUCGUGGCAUAAGAUAUGCGGAUGCUCCCGUGGGCGAGUUUCGCUUCCAGAGGCCGCGCUUCAAGCGACUAAGCGGUGACGUGGAUGCGAUCAAUAAUGGACCGCCGUGCCCGCAACCGGAACCGAACAAUCCAUACCGGGUGAUUGGAAACGAGGACUGUCUUCUGCUGAACAUCUUCACGCCGCAGAUGCCAGAUGAAACUACUGGUCUUCCGGUUGUAGUUUGGAUCCACGGCGGCGGAUAUCGUUAUGGUUCGGCGGCGCAAUAUGGAGCGGAACCAUUAACGCAGAAUGGUGUCAUAUUUAUUCCCAUUCAGUAUCGUUUGGGUUCUCUGGGCGUCAUCGGCGAUGGCAGUCGGGAUUUUUCCGGCAAUCUUGCACUGCUCGAUAUGGCCACUGCCGUACGCUGGGUAAAGGAUUACAUAUCGUGGUUCGGCGGUGAUCCCAAUCAAAUCAAAGUGAUUGGACAAGGAUCAGGAGCAACUGCCGCAAUGGUUCUGUCAUCAGCCACAAUGGCCCGCAGUUCCAUCACCGGAGUCGUUGCCAUGUCCGGAUCAUCACUUCAACCGAACUCGUACGAUUCCGAGCCAACGACGACUCUGAAAGAAAUUGUAGCUAAGCAUGGCUGCACAACUGGAAAUGAAACUGAAAUCGUCCGAUGCAUGAGAGCCAAGUCGUUAGAUGAAAUUAUCAAAGUCGAUAGUGACCUACAAGUUAGUCGCCUGAGUGGACAAAAUGCAGUUAAAGCAUUAACUGGCAAUGUCGGUGUCAGUCCAGUCGUUGAGCAAAAAGAUGACGGCAGAGGUCUGUUAGGAAUUAUGACUGAGAAACCUGAAAAAACUAUGCAAGAAGGAAACUUUCCCAAAAUCCCCCUCCUUAUCGGAGUCACAAAAGAUGAAACUGCCAACGGAAUCGACGUGAAAGAAAUCGAAAAAACUUUCGCAUCAGCUACAAUGUUCCUGCAAAAAACUAGCAAACUUGUAGGGCUCGACGGUUUUCUCAAUCUCAACAAAUCAAUUGAUCUCCUCGAUUCCUUGGGCAGUGUCCUACCGCUUUCGAAAUAUCUGGAAAUCCCGAAGACUUGGAACGUCACUCAAAUCUUCGGCAAACUAGUGGAAGCCACAACCGAUGCCAUGUUUAAUCUUCCCGCUAUCGUCACCGCUCAAUCGUGGAGUAAAUCCUCCAAAUCUUUCUUCUACAGCUUCGAGCAUCGAUCAGACAACACCAAGGGAGCGGACUUUCUGACUGGCCUUCCUCUGGUUGCAGCACGCAAAAGUCCAACCCCCCAACAAAAGCCGGAAGCCGUAGCCCAUGGCGAUGAGCUGGGAGUCCUAUUCGAUACCCACGACAUCUUUGGCAACCGAAUCGAUUCGGCCGCCGUCAAAUCCAAACGCGAUAUCAACGCAAGGCAAUCGUUCGCCACAUUCAUCGCCAAAUUCGCCCACAUGAAUGCCAGCAAUCCUCGAGACGAUAACCUUUUCAAGCCGUUUAGCAGCAGCGGGACCCCCUACAUCCGGAUCGGAGAGAAGAUUUCCACCGAAAAUGACUUCAGAUUCUGUCAACUGUCCAUUUGGGGAGCCCAGCUGGAGGCGCUUAAGUCUAUUUCGUGCAAGUUCCUGGGCGACGGGCUGGGAGGCCUGGGAAAAGUUGUCGGAAGUGUGACGGGCCUGCUGGGAGGAGCGGCUCGUCCGGCGCCAGGAAAAGUUUUCGGGCUGCUUUAACGCGACGCGGCAACAAAGUUCGAGAUUUGAACAUUUUAAAGUAUGGCAGUAAGAAUCAAUAAAUCACCGCUUUCGGA